This is a messenger RNA of Acanthosepion pharaonis, 627 nucleotides long. The record is from the annotation of a GenBank genome assembly. NCBI's taxonomy places the organism in Eukaryota, Metazoa, Mollusca, Cephalopoda, Sepiida, Sepiidae.
AUGGUUGUUGUAACGGACAAAACCUUCAGAGGUGACGAGAACAAAAAGUUUGUGACUUUGUUCUUUAGGCUAAAAGAUAUCUAUCUAAAUCAGUUCAUAUCUAUCUGUCUAUCUAUCUAUCUAUCUAUCUAUCUAUCUAAAUCAGUUCAUAUCUAUCUAUCUAUCUAUCUAUCUAUCUAUCUAUCUAUCUAUCUAUCUAAAUCAGUUCAUAUCUGUCUUUCAUAUCUGUCUGUCUGUCUAUCUAUCUAUCUAAAUCAGUUCAUAUCUGUCUGUCUGUCUAUCUAUCUAUCUAAAUCAGUUCAUAUCUAUCUAUCUAUCUAUCUAUCUAUCUAUCUAUCUAUCUAUCUAAAUCAGUUCAUAUCUAUCUAUCUAUCUAUCUAUCUAUCUAAAUCAGUUCAUAUCUAUCUAUCUAUCUAUCUAUAUAUCUAUCUAUCUAAAUUAGUUCAUAUCUAUCUAAAUCAGUUCACAUCUAUCUAUCUAUCUAUCUAUCUAUCUAUCUAUCUAUCUAAAUCAGUUCACAUCUAUCUAUCUAUCUAUCUAUCUAUCUAUCUAUCUAUCUAUCUAUCUAAAUCAGUUCAUACCUAUAUAUUUGUUCACAUCUAUUCCAUUUAUCGUUCAGCGUCUUAA